UGUCCUACGCUGAUGAGAAAAGAAGUUGGGUUUAUGAACCAAAAUGGAGAACGUCACUUCAACAGAAGCGACAGCUGGCAGCUUCGAAGAAGAUCUUGAAGCUUUGAAUAGUGAAGCUGAAGAAGGACACCGAAACAGCUCACUGGCGUCAACCAAACGCCUACUGUUCAAAACAGUUGGUAAACAGGAUAGCAAUGAUCUCAGUCGGGACUAUAUUGGAGUGAAGUCAUAUCUGCAUUAUUUUUAUGAAUCACCAUCAUUCAAAGACCCAUCGAUCUAUGAAGAGGAAGACAGUCUCCGUUAUCUGUUGAAUCCACAAAGGCGAAGAAGGCGUUGUCCUCCAAUAUGGUGGAAGAUAUUUUUGUGGCUUGGUGCCAAUCUUCUCUUUUUUGGAAUUGUUGGGAUUCUGGUUGGUUAUUUAGUGCCACAGAGAAAAGUCAUCAUUGAUAUUAACAGUAAUACAAAAAUUGCAAUGGUCGACAGAGAUGCUGAACGCUACAACAAAAUGCUUGAUGUUUGUAAAGUUAUUGGUCUUAUUCUUUUUUGUGCUGGUGGAGCCAUUUUCUCAUUGUCUUUGCUUUUUCCAAGUUUUUUCACAAGUUACUGUGAGGAUGAUAUUCAUGAUGCUACAGAAGAGUCUUUCCAAAUCAGUGUUGGAGAUAUGGAGAAAAGAUCCAAUUCCUCUGUAGAAAUGACCAUUCCAGUCACAGCUGAAACAAAGAGUGUCCAGCCAAAUAUUGGCCAGUCUGUUGUAGUCACUGAUGAUCUCAUAAAAAUGAAAGACUGAAACACUCUACUCCUGUUGGUAGUUCCUUGUCUGAACAUAGUGAUCUCUUAUAGCAAUAAACUGUAUUGUGUCUCAGUCUGAAAAUGUUAGACACUUCAGUUGGCUAUGACAUUUUCUUGUUGUAACAAACUGUCUGUAAUGUCAUGUGUAUGAGUGUUUUCCAUGUAUUUAUCAGGAAAUGGUAUUUAUUGGUAUGAAAGAAAAUGGCAUUCAAGCAUAGAGUGUCGUUAGAGUAAUGACAUACUAUGCUUAAAUAACAAUACUUUAAUAAAACUUUUGCUUCCAUUCUGGUGUCCAUUUACAUUAAUUUCUUAGGAAUAUUCAUUACAAAGAGAAAAAAACAACAACAGAUGUUUAAUAAAUAUUUUCUUUCAUGAUG
Messenger RNA from Octopus sinensis (East Asian common octopus), 1166 nucleotides. Its product is annotated as neurensin-1-like. Lineage: Eukaryota; Metazoa; Mollusca; Cephalopoda; Octopoda; Octopodidae. Gene Ontology annotation, cellular component: neuron projection; transport vesicle; neuronal cell body. The coding region runs from base 44 to 787 and encodes 247 amino acids. The transcript has 3 exons. Gene Ontology annotation, biological process: nervous system development. The record is from RefSeq and is a predicted model, not a curated record.